Bradysia coprophila is the source of this 585-nucleotide messenger RNA. Its product is annotated as transmembrane protein 60. Lineage: Eukaryota; Metazoa; Arthropoda; Insecta; Diptera; Sciaridae. The record is from RefSeq and is a predicted model, not a curated record.
UCUAAAUAAUUAAAUUAAAAAUAAAUCAAAAGAUUCGUAUGUGAUUUUUGAACCAAAAACAAUUCUUCGCAAUCAGCUAAACGAUUUUCUAAUCGGAGAAAAAAAGCACAAGGACCUGUACGAAGGACAACGUUAUGCACCUAAUGUAAAAACAUCAUCCAUCCAUUCACCAUGACUCUGGUUCACCGUGCAUUGUUCACCUGGUUCGUAACACUGAAUUUCGUCAUAUUUCUCAGUCUUCGAUUGGAAUUGCGUACACAAUGGAACUUUUUUUUCGUAUUUAUACCGCUGUGGGUAUUUGAUGCCAUACUGCUGGUGUAUGUCAUUAUUCGUAUCAUAACGAAGUGGAGAAAUUUGGCUCGUUUGAAAGAGUUGCUUAUCGGCUAUCAAUGGUAUAUUGCAGCAGUAUUGCUUAAGAUAGCUGGACAGACAAUGAUCUGUUUGAAAUUGGAAUAUCCACAUUUAGACAUACCGAUUUAUGUGACUAUGAUACCGAUAUGGGCUCUCUUGUCAUCUACCGUCACUUAUGUAUUUAUCAAACUUAUUCAUACCAAGUAAAAUAAAUGAAACGUUUUUUAAACUUGA